AGCAGGGAGUGGUGCUGAAUUUUGGGAAAGAGCUGCUCCAGAGAUCUUGGCUCAGGACACUAUGACCACAGAUGUACACAACCGAUGCUUCCGUCAGUUCCAUUUCCAUGAGGCUGAUGGACCCCGAGAGGUUUGCAGCCAGCUCCAUCGACUUUGCAACUGCUGGCUGGAACCAGAGAGGCGCACCAAGAAGCAGAUCCUGGACCUGGUGAUCCUGGAGCAGUUCCUGGCCAUCCUGCCCCCGGAGAUGGAGAGCUGGGUCAGAAAAUGUGGGCCGGAGACCAGUUCCCAGGCGGUGGCCCUGGCCGAAGGUUUCCUCCUGAGUCAGGCAGAAGAGAAGAGGCAGGCAGAGCAGCGUCCCUUUUCCUUUGAGGAGGUGGCCGUGUAUUUCACCGAGGCAGAGUGGGCGCUCCUGGAUCCAGACCAGAGAGCUCUCCACAGGGAAGUCAUGCUGGAGAACUACGGGAGUGUGGCCUUUCUGGGUAAGGGUCUUCCAUGGGUGCCAACGGUGUGA
Messenger RNA from Gekko japonicus, 514 nucleotides. RefSeq names its product neurotrophin receptor-interacting factor homolog. Gene Ontology annotation, biological process: regulation of DNA-templated transcription. The record is from RefSeq and is a predicted model, not a curated record. NCBI's taxonomy places the organism in Eukaryota, Metazoa, Chordata, Lepidosauria, Squamata, Gekkonidae. The coding region runs from base 62 to 514 and encodes 150 amino acids. The transcript has 2 exons.